AUGGAUGCGUGGGAGUUUGCCGAUGAGGUAGAUGUCCUUGCCAAACUUCCUGCCAAUUUUGACGAGCUAAGGGAAUCAAAGAAGUGGCAGGAACGAAAAGAAGCUUUGGAGGCGCUGUCCACUCUUCUCGACGCUACUGUUCGGUUGUCUUCAAAAAGCAGCUAUGGCGAAAUUCUCGGCAAUCUCCAAACGAUGCUCGCCAAGGAUGCCAACAUUAACGUUUGCGCUCUUGCUGCCAAGUGUAUCAAAGGAUUUGCCACAGGACUGCGGACAAAGUUCUCACCCUACGCUCAGUCGAUCAUUCCAGUUGUUUUCGAUAAGUUAAAAGAAAAAAAGCCUUUACUGAGAGAUCCCCUCAUUGAAUGUGCGGACGCCAUAGCUUCAACGAUCCCAUCACUGGAAGUAAUUGUCGAGGAAAUCGAGGCAAAUAUGGGAAAACCUAACCCUCAGAUCAAGCAGCAAGUGGACAAUUUUUUGAGCAGACAAAUCAAUUUGCUGACUACAGACAAGGCCCCGAAGAAGCUUAUCAAAGCGGUCGUUCCUGUGUUGAUAAAACACGCUGCAGAUGCAGACCAAGAUGUUCGUGAAGCCUCUUUGGCAGCUAUUGGUUCCAUCCAGCGCCUUAUUGGCGAGAAAAAUGUACGGUCUAUGAUUGGCGAUCUCAGUAACGAUGAGGCUAAGAUGAAAAAGAUAGCAGAGUUUGCUGAGAAAGCAGCACAGGCUCACGCAGAAGAGAUGGCAAAGCAUGCGACAAGCACUAGUGCUGAACAGCCAGCAACAGAUGAAACAUCCGCGGCUGCGGAAACUGGUACACGUUCCGCUUCCGCCAGUGUUCCAGCUCCUGUUAAGGAGGCAGAUCCGUGGGAUUUCAUGGAAGCAAUUGAUGUGCUGGCAAAACUCCCUGAUGACUUUAACACAAACGUUGAGAGCAAGAAGUGGACAGAACGAAGGGAUGCGCUACAGCUCUUUCUCGACCUUUUGACGACGAAUCCCAAACUGGACCCGAAAGCGUCCUAUGGCGAACACAUAUCACUUUUGAAAAGGAUAAUUGAGAAAGAUGCUAAUAUAAAUGUUGCGGCUUUGGCCGCAAAAUGUAUGAAAGGUAUUGCCGAGGGUUUACGAAAAAAGUUUGCUCCUCACGCUCCUUCGGUAGCGCCUGUCAUUUUUGACAAAUUCAAGGAAAAGAAGCCUCUUCUUCGCGAUCCUUUGGUGGAAUGUAUCGACGCAGUUUUUGCCACAACGACGCUUGAAGCGAUGGGAGACGAUAUCCUUGCUGCGCUUGAAAAGCCGAAUCCUAAUAUAAAAAUUCAAACCGAUCUUUUCCUGUACAGAGCUUUCAAGUUACUCAACGCGCAAACAAUGCCGAAGAAAACCCUCAAAUCCAUUGCACCGUUGCUCAUAAAGCACACAGCAGACUCGGAUGCAGAAGUUCGUGAUGCCUCUUACGCCGCACUGGGUUCGGCCAUGCGUGCAAUUGGGGAAAAACCCUGCUUGCCAUUGUUAACGGACAUUCUGGAGGACAAAUUGAAGAUGGGAAAGAUCAAGGAGUUCUACCAAAAAGCUUGUGAAGAAGCUGGUCCAGAAGUGAUCACACAGAUGGUCCAAUCAAUCCAUAAGGCUGAUGCUGCUCCUCCUCCAUCAAAAAAGGUGGAGCCCCCUGUAAAGAAGGCUGCACCGACAACACGUGAAUCGUCUACGGAACGUCGUCCAGCUGCUGCAGAGGAGGAGGAGCCAACUGGCGGUGAUGAGUCUUUGAAACCACCGGCAGGCGCUGCUCCAAUGAAAAAAGUUCCUGAAAAGAAAAAGGAGAUUCCGAAGAAGGUAGAGGAGGAAGAAGAAGAGCCAGUGAAAAAGGCACCUGAUGAAUUGCUAACAGCUAACGAUGAGAAGCAGCAGCGCCUUAAAGAUGAACGCACUCUCAAGACUUUGAAAUGGAAUUUCACUCUGCCAACAGAAGAGCACAUGAUGCAGCUCCAAGAACAACUGGGCCGUCAUGCAAAGGCAUCUCUUAUGGCGAUGCUGUAUCACAAGGACUUUAAACAACACCUGAAGGCAAUCGAGCUGUUGAACAAGGUGGGAACUAGUGGAUUAACUCAAUUUUUCUUUUCUUUUGUUCGUUGCAAAGUGGAGACUACUGCACAAUAA
Messenger RNA from Cooperia oncophora, 2145 nucleotides. The record is from the annotation of a GenBank genome assembly. Lineage: Eukaryota; Metazoa; Nematoda; Chromadorea; Rhabditida; Trichostrongylidae.